AUGGGCACUAGUACAACGGCUAGUAGGACAAUAGAGGUGGUGAGGCGAGUUUUUAGUUUUCAUGGCAUUCCAGGACGAUUGGUGACAGAUAAUGGUCCACAAUUCAGGUCAGUAGAAUUUCAGGAUUUCAUGAUAGGAAAUGGUGUCAAAGACCAACUCACCCCUCCGUAUCACCCAUCGAGCAAUGGACAAGCAGAACGAGCAGUUCAAAUCUUCAAGAGAUCUAUGGAGGCACGACCUAGAGGACGCACUAUUCGACAUCAAAUAUCUAUAUUACUGCUGCAGUAUAGGUCGACUCCAAAUACCUCAACGAGAAAAACGCCAUCCGAAUUGCUAAUGAAGAGAGUCUUACGAACAAGACUAAGUCUUGUUAAACCUACAGUUGGAGGAGAGAUUCGAGACAGACAGGAGAGCCAAACAGAAGCUGCAUCCAGAAAUCGUGAGAUGUUACCUGAAGAAUCAGUAGCAGUAUGGAACCCAAGACAAGAUAGUCGGGGACGGUGGCUCUCUGGAACAGUAGUCCAGAAACUGGGACCGAGUAACUAUUUUGUAAAUGUGAAUGGUCAGGCUAGGUAUGUUCAUGUAGACCAUAUAUUACAUCGUGAUAUCAGAAGUUUUCCACAGGAUGUACAUCAGGAGCAAACUUCCAAUACUCAUGAUAGUACGGCGACUAUGAUUCCAUCACAAGCUGGAAAUUAUUCCGAAGUGAAUGCUGAGAAGACAAUCUCAUCAACGGACUCUACCGGGGAAAACUCAGUACCAACUACUCCUAGCCACCCUGAGUUAACAGAGACACAGUCUGAAGAGACUGAUAACAUGCCAACAAAGAAACCAAUUGAGAAGUCAACAGAGAGAGAAAAUCGACGAUAUCCCACAAGGAACAAUAGAAGACCCCAGGAGAUAUCGAGAGAUUUAGUGGAAGGGAGUGUAGUAGAGUAA
Corticium candelabrum is the source of this 939-nucleotide messenger RNA. RefSeq lists its product as uncharacterized. Gene Ontology annotation, biological process: DNA integration. Gene Ontology annotation, molecular function: nucleic acid binding. The record is from RefSeq and is a predicted model, not a curated record. Lineage: Eukaryota; Metazoa; Porifera; Homoscleromorpha; Homosclerophorida; Plakinidae. The transcript has a single exon. Bases 1 to 939 code for a protein of 312 amino acids.